AUGGCAGGCUCUCUCAGAGUCGAGCAAGUCGACUGGGAUCAUCCCGACGCCUGCGAUCUUCGACAGCAGCAGCGCAUCGACAUUGCAGCUCUCUACGAGCGUGUCGACUCGGAGCCAGGAACAAUACCGACGGCGGGUGACAUGACCUGCUUUUGCGUCGCCUACCAGGACGGCCAACCUGUCGGCUGCGGGGGUCUCCGACGGCUGGAUCACGACUCGGCCGAGCUCAAAAGGAUGUUUGUCACCAAGGCUGCUCGCGGCAAAGGCGCCGCCAUCGCCAUCCUCGACUUUCUCGAACGCACAUCGCUCAGGCUUGGCAUGCACCGCUUGCUCCUCGAGACCGGUGACAAGCUCAUGGAAGCUUAUCGCUUCUAUACUCGCAACGGCUACAAGGUCAUCCCCAACUUUGGAUACUAUCAGGGCGUAGACACCUCGAUCUGCAUGGAGAAGCUUCUCGUCGACGAGUCAAUAGACGUUGACCACAAAUGA
Kalmanozyma brasiliensis GHG001 is the source of this 489-nucleotide messenger RNA. RefSeq names its product GNAT domain protein. The transcript has a single exon. The record is from RefSeq and is a predicted model, not a curated record. NCBI's taxonomy places the organism in Eukaryota, Fungi, Basidiomycota, Ustilaginomycetes, Ustilaginales. Bases 1 to 489 code for a protein of 162 amino acids. Gene Ontology annotation, molecular function: acyltransferase activity, transferring groups other than amino-acyl groups.